This is a messenger RNA of Python bivittatus (Burmese python), 8818 nucleotides long. The record is from RefSeq and is a predicted model, not a curated record. NCBI's taxonomy places the organism in Eukaryota, Metazoa, Chordata, Lepidosauria, Squamata, Pythonidae.
GACCGAACAGCAACCUCUGUUACUUUGGAGUGGUUUCCACCAAUUGACAGGCACUUCUUUGAAAGAAGUGGGACCACCAUGUGACCUGUGUGGGGAAGAACGGAUUUUGGUGCAAUAUGCUUUUCGUGCCUCUUCACCGAUGCCGUGUGACCCGUCAGGCCACUGGAGCCCCCGAGGAGCUGAAGGGCACCCAGACGUAGAACAGCCAUGUAAACCCGAUGUUCGGACAUGGACUCCCAACUCGGCUGUCAUCAAGCAAACUGUCCCACCAGCAUGUCCCGAACCUCAAGGAUGCUAUCUUGAGCUUGAGUUCCAGUAUCCAGUGAUCCCAGAUUCUCUGACCAUCUGGGUGACUUACGUUUCCCCCGAGUGGGAUUCCAAAGAAGCAGUAAAUGAUAUCAAAUUGUUGAUGGUCAACGGACAAAAUAUUUCACUUGGGCCUCAGAACUUCUUCUGUGAUGUCCCCAUGACCAUCCGACUGGAUGUUGAGAAGAUGAAUGAGGAAGUCUACGGCAUACAGAUUUACACCCUGGAUGAGCAACUGGAGAUCGAUGCUGCUAUGAUCAGUUCAGUCCCACAGAGCACCCAGUGUACAAAUUGCCAGCCCAUCCAGUACAAAGUAUCUCGGGAUCCUCCCUUUCAGAAAGGUCCUUCAUUCCUCAUCUUGGACCUCAGCCGGAAAUUUGUGGACACUGAGCUGAAGGAUGGCACGUCAUACCAUUACUGGGUUUCUGUUCUUUCUGGGGAAGAAGAAAGUGAGCCUUCUCCCUCUCUGUCAUACACCCAUGGAAAAGGCUACUGUGGUGAUGGGAUUAUUCAGAAAGACCUUGGGGAAGAGUGUGAUGAUAUGAACAAAGUGAAUCGUGAUGGUUGCUCCCUCUUUUGCCAGCAGGAAUUAUCUUUCAACUGUGUAGAUGAACCGAGCCGUUGCUACUUCCAUGACGGGGAUGGUGUGUGCGAAGAGUUUGAGCAGACAACAAGCAUCAUGGACUGUGGGAUCUACACACCCAAAGGGUUCCUGGACCAGUGGGCAUCCAACGUAUCAGUUUCACACUAUAACGAGAAAUGCCCAGCAACGGUGGUUGCAGGUCAGCCAGCAGCAAAUCAAAUGUGCCGGACCAAGGAGUACGACUUCAGUGAUGCCAUGACCCAAUACGCGUGGUACCCCUGCACUGCCAACCACACUCACACUGUUUUCUGGCUAAAGGCUUUUUAUUCCCAACCCAUGGUGGCUGCUGCAGUGAUCAUCCACUUGGUAACUGAUGGGACAUGGUUGCAGAUGGACCUCGAUCAGAAACAAGAGUCCAUUUUUGUGCAGCUGGUAGACACUAAAAACCAAAGUCAUGAUCUCGGGGAGCAUGGUUUGAGCUGCCGAAAGAAUCCUUUGAUUGUCCCUGUUGUCCAUGACCUUAGCCAGCAUUUCUACCACACCCAGGCAAUUCUCAUCACCUUCAGAUCUCAGUAUGUGGCUAUCUCUGGGGUGGCCUUGCGCUCCUUCCACAAUUUUGACCCCAUCACCGUCAGCAGCUGCCAGAGUGGACAGACCUAUAGCCUGGCUGAACAGAGCUGUGUACAGCACUCUUGCAAGACCAUGGACUGCCAAGAGCUGGAAAUUGAGAAUGCCAUGCUGAUUUUCACCGGUGGGGAGCACUACAAUGGUGCCCAGUGUAACGUUACCUGUCAAACAGGUUAUGUCCUCCAGAUUCACAGAAAUGACGAUCUACCCCAGAGCCAGUGGGAGCCGAGCACCACCAUGACAUGCAUAGAUGGGAAGUGGAACAAGCAAGUCUCCUGUGAGCCCAUUGACUGCAGAAUUCCAGACCAGUAUCAUGUUUACCCAGCCACUUUUAACUGCAGUGAGGGGACCACCUUUGGCAAGAAAUGCUCUUUUACCUGCAAUCCUCCUGCCCAGCUGAAAGGAAGCAAUAACAAUUUGACAUGCUUGGAAGAUGGGCUGUGGUCCUUCCCGGAAGCUCUUUGUGAGCUGAUGUGCAGGGCACCCCCUUUGAUUCCCAACGCUGACCUCCAAACUGCCCGCUGCCGUGACGAGAAACAUAAAGUGGGAUCCUUCUGCAAGUAUAAAUGCAAACCAGGCUAUCACGUCCCAGGACCUUCACAGAAAGCAAGAAAGAGAACGUUUAAGAUUCAGUGUGCCCAAGACGGAACUUGGCUGGAAGGAGCUUGCAUUUCGGUGACCUGUGACCCGCCACCCUCCAAGUUCCAUGGGUUGUACCACUGCACCAACGGUUUCCAGUUCAACAGCGUGUGUCAGAUUAAGUGCAAAGAGGAUGACCCUCAAUCCGGCCAGGGGAAUAACGUGAUUCGCUGCCGAAAGGAUGGGAAUUGGAGUGGAUCCUUCCACCUCUGCCCGGAGAUGCAAGGACACUGUUCCCCACCCACCCAGCUGAGUGGUGGCCUGAAGCUACAGUGUCCAGAUGGCUACGGAAUAGGAGCUGAAUGCACCAUCUUAUGCCCAGAACAUCACACCGAGCCCAUUCUGUUACGUGCCAACGAAACAUUACAGGACAUCCAACACUGGAUGAAACCUCCACGAGUGAAGAACGUUGUCUGCACGGGUGAACUUAAGUGGUAUCCGCACCCUGCAUUGACCCACUGCAUCAAAGGUUGCGAGCCCUUUGGGGAAGACAACUACUGUGAUGCAAUCAACAACCGAGCCUUCUGCAACUAUGAUGAUGGAGAUUGUUGUGUCUCAACAGUGAAGACUAAAAAGGUCAUCCCCUUCCCCAUGUCUUGUGACCUGCAGGGAGAAUGUGCUUGUUUAGAUCCCAAUGCUCAAGAGCACAAUCAGCGGGACCAUCGUGGCUUCAGUUUUGCAUAAUGCCAAGUGCUAAGGCACAGAAGAGAGAGAGAGACCGAGAUCCCCGCCAGUAGCAGGCAAGGAACCACACCAUUACACCUCUCAUUUUCAGUAACGUUUCUACCAAGCAGCUCAGACUCACUCCAUGGCAUUUCUGCACCAGGGACAUUUAGACUGCAACUGGUCUGCCUUUAAUUUUCUUUGCCCAAGGAGAACUGAACUCUGGCAGAGGGAAAGGGUGGUGAGCAGGAUAUUGUAUUAAUUGUAUCUUACUAGCGAGAACAAGCAAAACAACAAGCGCAUUGCAAUGGACUUUUCAGGGCGGGUUGGGGGGAAAGAAGCAAGCAUGUGUUACUCAAUACUGCAUCCAUCUUGUAUGAACUAUGUAUGGUUUUAGAUUUGGGUUUGUACAUCUUUGGGGUUAAGUUUUGUUUUUUCUUUCUGGAUCCAGAUUACGGCAAGAAACAAGCCAUAUAUAAAUGUAUACCUAAUAUAGAGAGAAACUAGGGGAGGGAGGGAAGAGAGGAAGAAAGACCACGAGAGAAGGUACGUCACAGUAAUAGAAGGGAGCUCAACUUUGGUUCUCUCAGCAAAUUUUCACAGCCCUCAAGCCUUUUUUUCCAGAAAAGACACGACCUCUUUGGCUGAACCAGGCUUUCCUUGGUGCUGAACGUGCCACCGGAGAGCAACGAGACACAUUCUCAAGAUGUUGCCAGCUCUUGUGGAGGACACACCUGUGGUAAGAGGCUGAGAGCCAAGAGGGCGGAAGCUGCUACGUGCUCUGCAUUGCUGCCAGGGAACCUGGGAGAAGGUGAAGAGGACAAAGAGGGUCAACCAAAUCUCCAUUCCGCUGUGCUGCUAAUUCUGCUGCUGCUAGAUUCUCAGACAACCGAAUUCCCUUCCCGUAUCAGGAACAGGGUGAUGUUCAACCUUCUAAACAACCAAACAGUCUGCCUUAAAAUUGCUUUAUCUACUGCCUGCCUUUCCAAAUCCUCCUUGGCUUUUCUUCCUCCCCUUCCAGCACUCCAAGGGUGUGUGAGGGUCACUGGUGAAGAAAAUGGGACACCACCCAACCUGAAGAGCCUCCAUUCCCUGUAGCAAAGCUUCAGUAGACAAGAAUGCCAAGGGAUGCUCACCCAACCUAUUCCUACUAGGUGACUGACAGGUCCUCCUGCCUGUUUCUGGGCCCAUGUUUCAUCUAUUUAGACUCUUUCCUCUCUUUUGCUAUAAAAAUAAAAUUUAAAAAAGUCCCUGAGACAGAAAUAUAAGUGACAGAUGGAGGGAAGGAUCAUUCCCAAAGAGAAAUGACUUUUUGCCAACCUUCAAGUUGAAUGAAUCAACUUGUCAGUAUUAGUAUUAACCUUUCAUGGAAGUUUCCAUUUUGCAAAAGAAGGGGGGUUGAAUGCAACCACCUUUGCUGUCUAACUGCUUCCACUUUGUCCUCUUUGGGGUCAGUCUCGGAGGGCUGAGUCACCAUUCUCCCACCACCAUCAUCCUCUGCUGCUGCUGGAGCAUCACGUUCUGUACACAGAAGCCUAGUCUCCUUCAACUUGGGUGUCCUUCCUCUGCAGGGAAUCUGGAAGGUGACCACAAUUCCCCUUGGCUGUGGCCAGAAGAAGAAACGCCAAGCCUGCAGUGGCCCAGGCAUGGAACAGGAGGCACAAUUUAGCACAUUGUUACUUGGUGUAUUAGUUUGUUGUUUUUACACAGAAUGGCUCCAUUGCAGUGUCUGGAUACCAUUAGGGUGAGAGCAAACCACAGCCUUGGAGCUCCAGAUGACAGAGCAAAUUGGCUUCCCUUUCUCUGCCUGAUCUCUGAGCAUUUAAUCCCUGGGAGGAAAGAGAGAAUGAGGAUGAGUUGAGUUUGAGGAAAGAGAGUGAGUCCUUGGAAAUCACUCAUGUUAAAGUGCCCUUUGCAGUUUGGGGUUGAGAUGCCUUUUACGUUGCUAACAUAAAAUCCUGGAGAUCUUUGCAUCCCAGACUUUAACAACCACCUCGUUAGACCCCAUCCUUCCUGACUGCCAGCACAUUGCCUGAGAUUGAUGGAAUUUGGAGCCCAAUAAUUUCUGGAAAGACGCAAUUGGUCUACCACUAUUUUUACUGGUUGAGCGGGUCUUCUCUCACCACUAACGGGUUUGGGGCAUUCUGCUUCUGGGUGGGACAAGAACUUGAACAACGGCCCUUUGUUCAAGAACUUGUAGCAUAACGUACCUAUCCUCUGAUAUUCCCAGAAUUUUUUGAGAAAGGGCAUAGUGUGAUUUUGGAGAACCUUUAGGAGUGUUUAGGUUAAAUUAAGAGCUGAGAUGCUACGGGGAGAAAAAGAUUCAGCUUUUUCUACCCCAAUCUUUCCUCAUCUUUGGAUGGGGGAUUUUGUCCCUCCUGGCAAGUGGCCUCUAAAACCAUUUCAUCCAAAUAAGGAUUAAUUCCACAGGGGUUUUUCCCCUUGCAUGAAGGAAAAGUUUUAUCCCCCCUCCCUUAAUUCUAUGGAAGAAAGUAGGUUGUGCACAAUGGAGAGCACUGUUUAACCCUGUGAAUCAAUAGUUAAACCAGCCAGGACCAGAGAAGUGAGUUAUGCCAUGCAGAAGUUUAGGGCCUAGGUUUCUCAUGACCUGCUACAAAUCAAUUGCUCAAGUAAGUGUAAACCCUGCUUGUAAGGCAGCUUGGACAGUGGCCCUAGGGAGAUAGAUUUUCUAGGUCCAACAAUAACAUCUGCAUAUAGUUAUUCUAUUUCUAAUGCCCAAAUGAGAUUUUUGCAGGAUGUUAUGCAUUAGAUGGUAAAAUAAUGGUGGGCUUUGGGUAUUUUGUUUUGCAUUACUAGUAGCUCCUGGAAGGAUUAGAGAUCUAGAUCCCCUUUGUCCACUGCUAAAAUAAGGCAGGACGUGGUGUGGGCAUAAAGGACGUUCUGAAAUUCUUUCCUCAUUUCCUUCCUUUUCGUCCUUGCCAAAUGGAUCAGGUUGGGGGGUUGCCUUUCCUCUCCAUGCCCCCCACCACCACCCUUUCAAAAGAAACAGAAACGAGAACUGUUGCUGCAAAGAGGUCUGUUUCAGUCUUGGAGGAUCCUUUGGAAGCAGGCCUCAGCUACCUCUGUUGUGGUGUCAUUUGGUUGUAACUCUUGGUUUACUUUAGGUUUUACCUGUGUUUCGUUUUUGUCUGUAAGGAAGAAAGAAGAAGGGGAGAAGGUUUAAGGUGGCGCUUCAGCCUUUUUGCUUUGCCUACAAAUUGCUGCAACCGAUUGGAGGGGCAGCUGAGGGGGAGAAAAAUAUCCAUCAGUGUUUACCCAGACAGAAAUAUGUUGGUGCUAGGGCAAAAUGUGAUCGGAUCUGGUGUGUGUUUUAAAUGAAACAUUCAUUUCUGACAGUCCAACAGAGCAAGGAUGGAGAACCUGAGUCCCUCCAGAUGUUGCUCACCUACAGCUACCAGCAUCCCUUAUCACUGACCACAGCUGCUCAGAGUUGAGGUCCAGCACCAUCUGCAAGGCUCUUCAGUUUUCCUGUGUAUCUGGAUAGAAGUAGAUAGCAUUGAGUUAAAACAGAGCUGACUUCCGAGUAAGUGGCUCAAAGCUUUAUGGCCUGAAAAGUGCAGCACUCUCUAAAAGAACACAAGUUUUACAGUGUGAUGGAAGCUGUGCAUUGCACACCCCAGAGAAGUUACGGAAGCAACUCUGAGAAGAUGAGGAAUAUACAACCCACGGUUUAAUUUCUUUCCUUCCUUGCAUUGUUGGUUAGAUAAUAGGGUUACCUUAUCAGUUGGCAUCCUGUCUCUUGUGUAUAUGGGUGGAAGGGAUGCCUUUUAAAAUAUUUGCAUGCUUGUAGGUUCUCCCCAACCCCUAUCCCGUGUUUGUUAUUAGACUGUAUAUAAUAUAUGUUUAUCAGUAUUUCACAGCUUGCCCAACUGCACAGGUAAAAUUAAAAAAAAAACACAACUUUUUUUAAACAACGAAGCAUACAAAGAUCACACCACUGUCAUUGUUACCCAAGAUUUAAUGAUUCCCUUCAUUCUUAGGGGAAACUCUUCAUUUGCUUUAUUCUGCUAGAACAAAAGUCAAAGUUAUGGGGUUAGCAGAAAGGUUAGAUAACAACAGAUAGGAGGUAUAGAAGUGUCAAGCCACUCUCUUUCCCUUGAGGACUACAGGAUUUAUUUUUUACAUUUAAAUCCUGGGCCAGAUGCUAAUAAUCUGUGUUGCUCCCUCAAAUGACCAUCCUCUGCCAUUGCCAUAAGUCAGAACCCUAGAAGCACUUCUGAUUCCCAAAUAGCUCAUAUUUAGGCUGCUGUAGCCUCUUAUCUAGCAGACUAAGUUGGGACAGUUCUUACUUCCUCCAGAAGGUGGGACAACAGGUGUCCAGACUGGAUGCCAUCUCUGUGAUCAAACCUGAGCAGGAUUAGAUCCAGUUUAAUCAUGCUUGAACUCUGCAAACUCAGAUGGUUCUCCUUGGCCAACCUUUCCAAUCUGGGUUCCCCAUCCGAUGUGUGAACUUCAGUUGCCAGAAUUUCUCAGGCAGCAGGACCAUUGCUCAGAAUUCCUGCAGCUGAAAUCCACACAGCUGGAGAGGGGGAAAGCCACAUCUUUUUAGUUUUCACAGGUCUGAGGAAACAAUGCCUACCAUUGUUGCCUGUGGGAUCAAGAGCCAGUGUGCCUUAGACUCUGAAAAAGUCAGCUAACCACAUGUUCCAAAGUUUAGAGGAUUUGGACAUGGGAUUGUGUAAAGGUAGGCCUCCAAUCCAAUUGGACAAGGGCUUCAAAUCUUCUCCGGUAAUGAUGAUGGCACAACAUCAACUACUACAACUGAAACAAUUUGUAAGAUAAGAGCCAGAUGCCUAACAGACAUAGCCCCGGCAGAAAGUGAAGGAUCAUAGCUGUGUGUGCUAAAGGAGAAAAAGCCAAGCGAAAUAGAAAUAGAGCAAUCAAUUUACUCUUUUUAAGCCAGUAGAAAAUCUCCCCCAACUGGUACUUUGGAAUAUAGUUCCUGUCAGCCUUUGUCACUGGGCAUGCUCAUCACUGGGCAUGAUCACCGAUGAGAAGUAGAGCCCAAGACAUCUGGGGAUCUGUCAUCUACCCAGAGAAGUGGGUUAGGAGGCUCUCAUCUAGCCUUGUGGCUGGGAACCAGCAUCUGGAAGCUGAGUAAAAGGGUCAGUGUUACAUAGGACCAACUCAAAGAGUCAGCGAGCCUUGUCAGUGUCAUCAUCGAAGGCAUCUUAAUCAUGAAAAGCAUCUUAUUUCCAACCAAAGUUAAUUCAGCCACUCCAAUGUUAUGGCUGCAGAACAUGACUCGGCUUUGGAGCAGAAAACAGAGAGGUUAAGUCUGGGUCAAACUCAAGCUAGGAAGUGAAGGGGAAAAGCAUCCAAGGGUCUGCUUGGUCAAUGCUUUCAUGCCCCUCUGGACGUGUGACCAUUCCCUGCAAACAGAACUAUCACACAGUUGGCUGUGGCUAACAAUGCACAAUCUGGAUACGUUUUCCCUCCCGACAUACCCUGCAAAGAGUAAAGGUGCCAAUGAGAGCUUUUUCACUAUUUUUUUUCCCCCCACUAGAAGGACAUAAACUGUGGCAGGAAAGAAUGAGGCUACUUUUCCCUUCCCACGUACCCUGUGCAUAGCUAUGUCGGCCAGCUUUCUCGGAGGCCAACGAGGGAAGUUUCCUGACCACCGUUUUCAUCAGAAGGUCAAUUAGAUCUCCAGCCAGGGCUGUUGGCUGUCAAUACAUUUUUCACCUUGUCUUCUUGCCCAGUUGGGGCCGGUCAGAGCACUUUCAGCAUGACCCCUGCUGUUGCUGAAAACGGGGGCCGUGGGUUCAUAAGGAUGGCAUUUUUCACCAGCAAUUAAGAGGCGAACGAGGAGAAAUGGGAAACCGUUUGUACUGAGCGCCCAGGAUGUUCUUUGACACCCGUUACGGGAGGGACAUUGGGCUUCUCUUAGAACACACACAAAGGGGACUGGAGGGGAAAGGAAGACCUCGAUUUUAUUGACUUUUGGGCUGCUGCUAACUUCAAGGAAAGCAGGUUAGG